Molecule: messenger RNA, 1478 nt
Organism: Triticum dicoccoides
Lineage: Eukaryota; Viridiplantae; Streptophyta; Magnoliopsida; Poales; Poaceae
Exons: 2
Coding region: 159-1148 (329 amino acids)
Source: RefSeq, a predicted model, not a curated record
UUCAUUUCUAAAGCAGUUGAUGAUAUUUAUGCAUGUAGAUGUGGCACAUGUUCAAAAACUUGAAAAUGCUAUAGAAAGAGAGAAAGAUGAAGUAUUGGUAAAAGAGGAUGUCAUCAUGGCAUGUUUAUUGUGUCAUGAGCAGAGGAUGAAACUCAUCUAUGGAAGGAGCAUUGGGCUGCCGCUGGUUCCACCAUCAGGACUUUGUGAACUUGAACUUUCUUCAUGCAGUAUUAAUUACAGAUGGAGCUUUAGCUGUUUGCCUUGAUGGCCUGGCGUCAUUCAAAAGAUUGGUCUUGGUGGAGAUUAUGACUUUAACUACACUUCCUUCAGAAGAGGUCCUCCAACAUUUGACAAAACUUGACUCUUUGUUCAUCGGAGAUAGCUGGUGUCUCAGGUCAUUAGGGGGCUUACGAGCUGCUACCUCCCUUUCAGAAGUUGGACUGGGAUCCUGCCCUUGUUUAGAGUUGGCACGCGGAGCAGAAUGCUUCCCAUUAUCCCUUAGGAGCCUCAGUAUAUACAACUGCGUCCUUGCAGCUGACUUCCUUUGUACUGACUGGCCACAAGUGAACUAUAUUAGCAUAAACAAUUGCAGAAGCCCCGCAAGCUUGUCUAUUGGUAGCCUCACCUCUGUUCGUGCACUCAUUUUGUAUCACUUGCCAGAUUUAUGUACGCUUCAAGGAUUGUCUAGCCAGGAAUUUGAUUUGGUACAUUUGGUUGAUGUUCCGAAACUCAUCCCUGAGUGUAUCUCACAGUUUCGAGUCAACCACAUACUCCAAGUUAGCAGUUCUGCACUACUCAACAACAUACUCUCAGCUGAAGGUUCCACAGUUCCACCAUCUCUCUCUCUUGACGAAUGCAAGGAACCAUUCAUUUCAUUAGACGAAUCCGUAAAUUUCACAUCUGUCAGGACCCUGUCAUUCCGUGACUGUCAAAUGAAUUCCCUGCCAACAAAUCUGAAGCGCUUCCCCAAUCUGAGGAAUCUCUUGAUCACUUGCUGCCGCAACAUAUCAUGUUUACCGGAUCUGCCGCCGUCCCUCCAACAAAUAUGCAUAUGGGAUUGCAGUGAGCUGUUGAAGGAGAGCUGCCGAGCACCUGAUGGAGAAAGUUGGCCAAAGAUCGCGCAUAUCCGCUGGAAGAACAUUAGAUGAAGUGUUAUUCAAAUUCCCAUCUGCAAAUAAACGGAAAGCAGGCCAUAAAGGAAAUUCAACCAAGUGACGAGUUCGCUCCAGGCUCCAGAAUCUGUUACAAGGUGGAGCACUCCAGGCUGGCUCGUCGUACAGUUCGACUCUGUCUCCUGCUUCACCGCCCGGUUCUGAUCCCCUGGGAUUAUCCUCCUGCUUUGCUGAUUGGCUCAUUCAUUGCCCUCUCGCACUCUACCACCUACUGUCCUCUAAUCCCACAAUCACUGACGGUGGCUUUUGUAAUCGCGUUGUUGGUUAUGUUUUUCUUCAGGCUAUUAUCCAUUCACUGGACAAUUG